Molecule: messenger RNA, 5748 nt
Organism: Portunus trituberculatus (swimming crab)
Lineage: Eukaryota; Metazoa; Arthropoda; Malacostraca; Decapoda; Portunidae
Product: protein IWS1 homolog
Biological process (GO): poly(A)+ mRNA export from nucleus
Cellular component (GO): nucleus
Source: RefSeq, a predicted model, not a curated record
GUUGUUUACAAAGUGUUGAUGGCGGCCGUGGUGGUGGCGGCGACGAGACCUAAUACAAAUACACACACACCUGCCCACACCUGCUUUACCUGGCCACCCACACACCUGCGAUGGAGUCAGCUGAGGAAGAUGGCCGCUCCAGCCCGUCAGGAGGCGAGGAUUCUGACAACGAGUCCAUGAAGUCCGUUGCCUCCCGUGCAUCUCGUGCCUCCCGUGCUUCCCGUACCUCUCGUACCUCCCGUGCCUCCUCCAGGGCCUCCCGUCGCUCCAGUGUCAGCAGCGCCAAUGCCAGUGAUGAUGAGGCUGGCCGACGGUCAGGGGGUGGCAGUGACAGUGAGGUGGAGGAGCGACGGUCGGUGAUGGACAGUGAUGAGGAGGACAAUAGCGGAAGACAGCAGGCGGAGGUGGAGGAGGAGGGGGGAAAGAAAGACCGCAGCCCCCCCUCCUCACCUCCCACGGAUCGCCCCUCCUCCCCCCCAGAAGACCAGGAGAAGAAGAAGGUUUCUGAGGAGGUUUUUGGGGGCUCAGAUUCAGAAGGGGAGGGGGAAGGAGGCGAAGGUAGCCCAAGGUCGCCAAGGUCAUCCCCACGUCCCUCCCCAUCCCAAAGUCCCGCUAGGUCAAAGUCCGGGUCACGUUCAAGGUCAAGGUCGAGGUCGAAAUCUGGAUCACGUUCAAGAUCAAGGUCAAAAUCUGGGUCACGUUCUAGGUCAAGAUCAAAGUCCGGGUCACGCUCAAGGUCAAGGUCAAAAUCCGGGUCAAGAUCAAGGUCGAGGUCAAAAUCCGGGUCAAGAUCAAGGUCGAGGUCAAAGUCUGGGUCAAGAUCAAGGUCAAGGUCAAAGUCUGGGUCAAGAUCAAGGUCAAGGUCGAAAUCCGGGUCAAGAUCAAGGUCGAAAUCUGGGUCAAGAUCAAGGUCGAGGUCAAGGUCGAAGUCUGGGUCAAGGUCAAGGUCACGAUCAAGAUCCAAGUCACGUUCCAGGUCAAGGUCAGGGUCUGGAAGUUCCCGCAGCAGGUCAAGAUCAAGGUCAAGGUCCAAGUCAAGAUCAAGGUCAAGAAGCCGGUCGGGGUCACGGAGCGGGUCAGCCAGCCCGGCCAGGUCACGCAGCGGCAGCAGUAAAUCACGCUCAAGGUCAAGGUCGAGGUCAAGGUCGGGGUCAAGGUCAGGCAGCGGGUCGCCACGGAAACGCAAAGUGCUGUCGGAUUCGGGUGGAUCAGAUUCGGAUAUUGGAAAACGGAAGAAGCAGGUGAAGAGGAAGAAGAAGACCAGUGGCAGUGGGUCUGGGAGUGGAUCUGGGAGAGUGAGCGAUUCAGAGGAUGAUGCGCCCAGACAGAAGAAGAUGCCUGGGAAAAGGAGGAAGAAGGCAAUGUUGAGUGGUAGUGAUAGCGACAGCAGUGGGCCAGAGAGAGGCAAGAAGAGCAAGGGCAGUGGAGGGGAGUCAGGCGGGGAGGGGCCACCACCAGGGAGCCCCGUGCCUGGCGAUGGGGGUGCCGAGGAGGGAGCGGAGGGGGGUGAGAAAGCUCUCCCGCAGCUCUCCGACAGUGACGACGAGGCAAUCAGGCAGCAGGCAAAGAACUCGGACGAACAGUACUUUGUAAACGAUUUUGACAUGAUGAUGGCGAAGAAGAAGGAAGAAGGAGGGAAACUGAAGAGGCGCAAAAAUAAUGUAGAUAUAAUUAACGACAAUGAGGAGCAUAUUGCCAUCAUCGUUAAGAGGAUGCGGCAGGCAGCAGAGGAGGAUCGGAUGCUGAAUGAGAAACACCUGCCAGCCACUAAGAAGAUUGCAAUGCUUAACCUGGCCAUGAGUCAAAUCAACAAGCAUAAUCUCAUUGAAGGCUUCCUGGAUGCUAAUAUCCUCUCCGCCCUCACCGACUGGCUGGCCCCCAUGCCGGAUCGCUCCCUGCCGGCCGCCAAGAUCAGGGAGGGUGUGAUCAAGUGGCUGACGCAGCUGCCGCCACUCUCCCAGGACAUGCUGAAGACCUCGGGCAUUGGGAAGGCCGUCAUGUACCUCUAUAAGCACCCCAAGGAACUCAAGAUGAACAAGGAGCGCUGUGGACGGCUCAUCUCAAUGUGGUCCCGGCCAAUCUUCAAUGUCUCUGAUGAUUUCAAGAGUCUGAGUCGAGAGGAGCGUCUGCAGCGUGACCUUGACCUUCACCAGGCGUCCGGGGUCACCAAGAAGGACGAGCAACAGUUUGAUGAGUCCGGGAAGCCCCUCAGACCUGGUGACCCUGGCUGGUGCUACCGUGCCCGUGUGCCCCUGCCCUCUGUCAAGGACUAUGUCAACAGACCCAAGUGGAAGUCAGAGGUGGAUCUUAGCAGGGGUUCCAAGAAGGAGAUGAACCGGCUGGAGAAACAGAUGAGGGCGUUCCAGGAGAAGAAGAGAAUGUCCAAGGCCAGGCGAGCUGUGUCCAUCAGUAUUGAGGGCCGCAACAUGGCACUCUGAGUCGCCCAGUGCCACAGAGACCCACACACACACACACACACACACACACGCACCGACAGACACACUGGUACUUGCAUUCAAACACACAUACUAACACACACUCACAUUCUGGUGCGUGUUUGUUGAAAAUGUCACUCAGUCAUUAAAGUGCGAAUAAGGAAGUAGAUACAUACGUACACGAUGCACACAUGCACAUGCAUACACACACGCACACACACACACAACCAAUAGAACAAGAAAAGUAAAUAAUGAGUAAAAAACUUCAUUCAUCAAGAAAAACAUGGAUAAACACACACACACACACACACACACACACACACACACACACACACACACACACACACACACACACACACACACACACACACACACACAGAGGGCCUCACCUUAAGUGCCCAGUGCCACCUAUGAAUCUUAGCCUUGAUUUUAGCGCACUCAUUUAAACGAUCAUAUUUUUCGGACAGUUUAAUUUCUUAUCCCCUCCAGAACUUGUAUCAUUUCUCGUCAUAGCAUUUUGAUCUCUAAGCAUUUCCGCCCCUUGACAUUUUAUUCGCCCUUGAUUCAUGUUCAGGGUGUGUUUGGAAGCCCUGCUGUAUAUAUAGAGUUAGGUUAGGUUAAGUUAGGAUGACACUUGUACUUUGAGUUGCAUCGGUAAGAAAGUGUUUGGUGUUGCAAUGCACAAUGUGACUUGGGAGUUAUUUUUUUGAAAGCCUGUGUUGAUGUGUUGCGCUGUAGAAUUCUGGAUUGAUUGAUGGAGUGGUUCAGAUAAUUGAUCGACUUUUUUUUUUUCUUUUUUUAUGUAAAUCUUGACAGUUCUUGUGGCAGAGAUUGAAUUGAUGGGUUUGCUUCUACAUUUACAUAUUUUGGGUUGGAUAAAAUGUCAAAAUUGAAGACUGAUUAACUUGUUCAUUUUUAAAAUAGUGACAGUUUCUAUACAAAAAAGUAAAUUGAUGUUUUUUUUAUAUAUAUAUUUUUAGAUUUUGGGUUGGAAGAGAAGGUCAGAAUGGAAGAAUUGACUGACUGACUGACUGAUUGACUGAUUGACUGAUUGACUGACUGACCUUUUUUGCAAAUCUUGACCGUUUUCAUGCUAAAAAAAAUAAUUGAUGGUUUUUCUUUAAUUUUUUUUAGAUUUUGGAUUGAAAAAAAAUGAAAAUUGAAGAGUUGACAGACUAAUUGACUUCACUUUUGGAAAUCUUGACAAUUCUUAUGCCGAAAAUUAAAUUGAUGGCUUUGCUUUGAUAUUUUUAGCUUUUGGAUUGAAACGAAGAUAAAAAUUGAAAACUUGACACUAAUUGACUUAACUUUUGCAAAUCUUGACUGUUUUCUAUUGCCAAAAAGUAAAUUGAUGGAUUUUCUUCAUUAUUUUUUUAUUUUGGAUAGGAUAAAAACUCAAAAUUGAAGAUUGAUUAAGUUUUUUUUUGUGUUCACUUUAUAAAUCUUGACAAUUCUUAUGCCAAAAGUUAAAUUGAUGGCUUUUUUUCUCACGUUUUCAGAUUUUGGAUUGAAGAGAAAGUCAAAAUUGAAGAGAUGAACAGACUAAUUGAGUAAACUUUUGCAAAUCUUGACAGUUUCUAAGCCAAAAAAGUGAAUUGAUGGCUUCUCUGAAAUUCUUAUAUUUUGGAUGGGAUAAAAACUCAAAAUUGAAGAUUGAUUAACUUUUUUGUGUUCACUUUAUAAAUCUUGACAAUUCUUAGACUAAAAUAUAAUUAAUCUAUGGUGUUCACUUUAUAAAUCUUGACAAUUCUUAUGCCGAAAGUUAAAUUGAUGGCUUUUUUCUCACAUUUUCAGAUUUUGGAUUGAAGGAAAGUCAGAAAUUAAAGAGAUGACUAAUUGACUAAACUUUUGCAAAUCUUGACAGUUUCUAUGCUAAAAAGAAUUCAAAUUAAUGGUUUUUCUUUUAUGUUUAUAGCUUGUGGAUUAAACAAAGUGAAAAAUUGAAAAGUAGUGUAAUUGGUGUGUUCACUGAAAAUCUUAACUAUUUAUAUGGCAAAAAUUAAAUUGAUGUUUUUGAUACUUAUAUAAAUUUUUUGAAUGAAAAGUAAAAAAAUUAUGGAGUUGACAGAUUGCUCAACUUCUUCUUCUUCUUCUUCUUCUUCUUCUUUUUUUCUUCUUCUUGACCCUGACAAUGACUGUUGGAAAUUGUUGGACUGACUGUUGGUGUUGACAGUUAAGUUUGUGGAUGGAGAGAAGAGUGGAAGUUGAAACAGGUGAUAGAUUGAUGAAGUUGUUAUUGCUCAUACUGAUAAUACUGAGUUUUUUUUUUUUCACUAUACUUCACAAUUUGAAUGCAUAUUUUUCAUUUUUCAUAAUUUGUAUUGAGAGGAAAGUGGAAGAUUGAGAAGUUGAUGGAUUGAGAAACUAAAUAUUAAUAAUCCAGAUAGUUUUUCCUCUAUACUUCACAAAUUGAAUGCAUGUUUUGUCAUUUUUUGGAAUUUAUAUUAAGAGGAGUGUGAAAAAUUUAGAUUGAUGGAUUGAAAAACUAAAUAUUGAUAAUCCAAACAGUUUUUCCUCUAUACUUCACAAACUGAAUGCAUGUUUUGUCAUUUUUAGGAAUUUGUAUGAAGAGAAAAGUGAAAAAUUGCAAAGUUGAUGGAAUGAGAAACUAAAUUAUUCCUCAUACUGAUAAUCCUGACAAUUAUUUUUCAUCUAUACUUCACAAAUUGAAUCCGUUUUGUAAUUUUUUAGAAUUUGUAUUAAGUGGAAAGUGAGAAAUUGAGAUCGAUAAAUUGAUGGAUUGAGAAACUAAAUUAUUCAUCAUAUUGAUAAUCCAGAGUUAUAUUCUCUAUACUUUACAAAUUGAAUGCACAUUGUUAUCUUUUGUGAUUUCUGUAAAAUUUGUAUCAAGAGAAAAGUGGAAAAUAUUGAAGUUGAUGGAUUGAGAAACUAAAUUAUUUCACAUAGUGGUAACCCUGACAGUUGACUGAAGAUUGACAUAUUGAUCCCGUUUUACCAAUAAGAUUUGCAACUAGAUAAAAAAAAUAGAUAAACAAUAGCUUAAUUUGUGACACUUUAAUUACAAGCACUAUUUAAAAAAAACUUAUCCAAUUACCUAUGUUUACAAGGCUGGCCAAGGCAAAACAAGAUAGAAUAAGGGAUAAAAUACAUGAAAUAUGAUAAAUAAAGGCUGUAGGUAUGCAUAUCACAGUGAAGGUUGUGCAAGAAGGAUCAGAACCUACUUAAAGGAGGAUCUAAGACUGUUUACUGUGAGAAGGAGACUUAUACAUAGGAUUAAGUUUUCAGUGGUGCUCUUGUUAUCGCCACUAAGCAAUGUAUGUAGCAUUGGAAUAAAUUAUGACACUGGAAACUA